UCAGUUCCGGCUCGCGCCGCCAUUUUGGCUUGUGUGAGCUUUUUGGACGUUCUGAUUGUGUCCUCUCUCUGGGUUGGUUCUGCAGACCACAGGCUCGGGGCCCGCGUUCGAGUGUCAGGUUGGAGCCGGGAAACGCCCCUAGUGGUAGCGGCGGCGGGGGCAGGAUGAGCGCGGAGGCGGCGGACCGGGAGGCGGCCACCUCCAGUCGGCCCUGCACCCCGCCGCAGACCUGCUGGUUCGAGUUCCUGCUGGAGGAGUCGUUGUUGGAGAAGCAUCUGCGCAAGCCCUGCCCGGAUCCUGCACCAGUUCAACUUAUAGUUCAGUUUUUGGAACAGGCUUCUAAACCUUCAGUUAAUGAACAAAACCAGGUUCAACCUCCACCUGAUAACAAGAGAAAUCGUAUUUUAAAACUUCUUGCUCUUAAAGUUGCUGCACAUUUGAAGUGGGACUUGGACAUAUUAGAGAAAAGUUUGUCUGUUCCAGUAUUGAAUAUGUUACUUAAUGAACUGCUCUGCAUCAGUAAAGUUCCUCCUGGGACAAAGCAUGUAGACAUGGAUCUGGCCACGUUACCCCCAACCACUGCCAUGGCUAUACUUCUCUACAAUAGAUGGGCAAUUAGGACAAUUGUUCAAAGUAGUUUUCCUGUCAAACAAGCAAAACCUGGACCCCCUCAGUUAAGUGUUAUGAAUCAGAUGCAACAGGAGAAAGAGUUAACAGAAAACAUUUUGAAAGUGCUGAAAGAACAAGCUGCUGAUUCUAUUUUAGUACUAGAGGCAGCCCUAAAAUUAAACAAGGAUCUUUAUGUCCAUACAAUGAGAACUCUAGAUUUAUUGGCUGUGGAACCAGGCAUGGUAAAUGGAGAGACUGAGAGUUCUACUGCGGGAUUGAAAAUCAAAACUGAGGAAAUGCAAUGCCAGGUAUGUUAUGAUUUGGGGGCAGCAUACUUCCAGCAAGGCUCCACAAAUUCAGCAGCUUAUGAAAAUGCCAGAGAAAAAUUUUUUAGAACCAAAGAACUAAUUGCAGAGAUAGGUUCAUUAUCUCUUCAUUGUACCAUAGAUGAGAAGCGGUUAGCUGGUUAUUGUCAAGCAUGUGAUGUUCUUGUACCUUCUUCUGAUAGUACCUCUCAACAGUUGACUCCAUAUAGUCAAGUCCACAUUUGUUUGAGAUCUGGCAACUAUCAGGAGGUAAUACAGAUAUUCAUUGAAGAUAACUUAACCUUCAGUUUACCUGUCCAGUUCCGACAAUCAGUGCUAAGAGAACUCUUUCAGAAAGCUCAACAAGGAAAUGAAGCUCUAGAUGAAAUCUGUUUUAAAGUCUGUGCCUGCAACACAGUCCGUGAUAUAUUGGAAGGCAGAACAAUUAGUGUUCAAUUUAACCAGCUAUUUCUUAGACCUAACAGAGAAAAAAUAGACUUUCUUCUUGAGGUAUGUUCAAGAUCAAUAAAUUUAGAAAAAGCUUCAGAUUGUCUGAAAGGAAAUAUGGCUGCUUUUCUAAAGAAUGUGUGUCUGGGGUUGGAAGAUCUGCAGUAUGUUUUCAUGAUUUCUUCACAUGAGCUUUUCAUUACAUUGUUGAAAGAUGAAGAACGAAAGCUUCUUGUUGAUCAGAUGAGGAAGAGAUCCCCUAGAGUAAAUCUGUGCAUUAAACCUGUAACUUCAUUUUAUGAUAUCCCAGCCUCAGCAAGUGUCAACAUUGGUCAGUUGGAACAUCAACUUAUAUUGUCAGUGGAUCCCUGGAGGAUUCGACAGAUUUUAAUAGAAUUACAUGGUAUGACUUCAGAGCGACAGUUUUGGACAGUAUCUAAUAAGUGGGAAAUACCUUCUGUGUAUAGUAGUGUAAUCCUGGGAAUUAAGGACAGUUUAACAAGAGAUUUAGUGUAUAUUCUCAUGGCCAAAGGCUUACACUGCAGUACUGUUAAGGACUUUUCCCAUGCUAAACAGCUAUUUGCUGCUUGUUUGGAGUUGGUAACAGAGUUCUCACCAAAACUUCGUCAGGUCAUGCUGAAUGAGAUGUUACUUUUGGAUAUUCAUACACAUGAAGCUGGAACAGGGCAGUCAGGGGAGAGACCUCCCUCUGACCUUAUCAGUCGGGUGCGAGGAUAUCUGGAAAUGAGGCUUCCUGAUAUUCCUCUUCGUCAGGUAGUAGCUGAGGAAUGUGUUGCUUUUAUGUUAAACUGGAGAGAAAAUGAAUAUCUUACACUGCAAGUUCCUGCAUUUCUACUUCAGAGUAAUCCAUAUGUAAAGCUUGGACAGCUUUUAGCAGCUACAUGCAAAGAACUUCCUGGCCCUAAAGAAAGUAGACGGACUGCUAAAGACCUUUGGGAAGUUGUUGUUCAGAUCUGCAGUGUGUCCAAUCAGCACAAACGAGGAAAUGAUGGCAGAGUUAGUUUAAUAAAACAGAGGGAAUCUACAUUAGGUAUAAUGUAUCGGAGUGAACUGCUUUCUUUUAUCAAAAAAUUACGGGAACCAUUGGUUUUGACUAUAAUUUUAUCACUGUUUGUGAAACUUCACAAUGUUCGGGAAGACAUAGUGAAUGAUAUCACAGCUGAACACAUUUCUAUUUGGCCGUCCUCCAUUCCCAACCUUCAGUCUGUGGACUUUGAAGCUGUAGCAAUCACAGUGAAAGAACUAGUUCGAUAUACACUCAGUAUAAAUCCAAACAACCAUUCCUGGUUAAUUAUUCAGGCAGACAUUUAUUUUGCAACAAAUCAGUAUUCGGCAGCUCUUCAUUAUUACCUUCAGGCAGGAGCUGUGUGUUCUGAUUUCUUUAAUAAGGCUGUGCCUCCCGAUGUUUACACAGACCAGGUGAUAAAACGAAUGAUCAAGUGUUGUUCUUUGCUGAAUUGCCACACACAGGUAGCAAUUUUAUGUCAGUUCCUCAGAGAAAUUGACUACAAGACAGCCUUUAAGUCACUACAGGAACAAAACAGUCAUGAUGCUAUGGACUCCUACUAUGACUAUAUUUGGGACGUUACCAUCUUGGAAUACUUGACCUAUCUUCAUCAUAAGAGAGGAGAAACAGAUAAAAGACAAAUUGCGAUCAAAGCCAUUGGCCAGACAGAAUUGAAUGCAAGCAACCCAGAAGAAGUGUUACAACUGGCAGCACAGAGAAGGAAGAAAAAGUUUCUCCAAGCAAUGGCAAAACUUUACUUUUAAGCAGUCAAAGUUUUUUAAACUUUUAUUUUUUAAACAAUGGGCUAAAAAUAAACAGUAUUAAAAGAUUAAGUUUAUAUAAUACAUAUGUACACAUUUAGUGGUGUUUUCUUUUCAGACAAUACAGAAACAAAUAGUUUAAAACUAUACAAAAGACUUCAUACUAUAAUAGUAACUUUAAUUUACAGUUUCUUCAAAGGGAGAAGAGAUUCACAUUAGGAUAAUGCUUUAGUAAUUAAAUCGACUUUUUGAGGCAAAAGCUAAUUUAAGGUAAGUAGUAGCUAGUCUAUAUACAGCAAGUUCUUAUGUCUUUUUAAUAAAUAGACUUGUGGUAUACAUUUAAUAUUUUUCUGCCUUAAGAAAAUAAGUGUUAAUCUUUAUCAUUUUGACGCUGUCCUUAUCUCAUAAUGUAGGAAUUUAAAUUGGACCUUAACAGUUUUAUAAACAUAAAUAAAGCCUUAGUCACACUAAAUUAAAAAAAAAAAAAAAGCCUUAGGGGGAUAUCUUA
Messenger RNA from Ictidomys tridecemlineatus (thirteen-lined ground squirrel), 3657 nucleotides. RefSeq names its product integrator complex subunit 8 (gene Ints8). The record is from RefSeq and is a predicted model, not a curated record. Gene Ontology annotation, molecular function: protein binding. NCBI's taxonomy places the organism in Eukaryota, Metazoa, Chordata, Mammalia, Rodentia, Sciuridae. Gene Ontology annotation, cellular component: integrator complex. Gene Ontology annotation, biological process: snRNA 3'-end processing.